This is a messenger RNA of Cyphellophora europaea CBS 101466, 1137 nucleotides long. RefSeq lists its product as uncharacterized. NCBI's taxonomy places the organism in Eukaryota, Fungi, Ascomycota, Eurotiomycetes, Chaetothyriales, Cyphellophoraceae. Bases 1 to 1137 code for a protein of 378 amino acids. The record is from RefSeq and is a predicted model, not a curated record. The transcript has a single exon.
AUGCAAGGCGGCCAGCAAGGCGCCUCCCCAGAGUACGACCCGCUCCAAUUUGCCUCCGAGCUGGACACAAGUUCCGCCACCUUGCAUCGGUCCUUGAGUGAGGCCACUCAGACGAGCGAAGACGAUGACCAGAGGUUGGCAGAAUACGACGACCUCCUCGUCCUAAACACCGAGUUUAAUGAUGACCUGCCCGAGCCGGAUAUGCCUGCGCUCGCGCCACCAACGGAGCUGCCCAUUCCUCUCCACCUUACAGCAGGGUGCGCCGGCAAACCCACUCAAGGAGUGUUAGACGGCUACAUCAUGGCCUUAGGAUCCAUCCUCAAAAACGCCGUCAACCAGCUCGCGAUCAACGUGACGCUCUGCAGCAAACUCAGCGCCCACGGAGUCCUGUGGGCCGUCCAAGAGGCCUGGCCACAAGCCGAGCACUACUGGAAGGUAACGGCGUCCCUGCAGGGCUUCUUCGAGGUCGAGAUGUGGCGUAACUUCCCAUGCGCGCAGACCUUCGGCGCCUUGCACCCGGCCUACCGUCCCACGCGGCUACAGCUCUGCACGCCGCACCCACCCAUCAUCGACUGGCUCCCCUGGCCCGAUCUGCGCGACAAGCUCAUCGAGCAACAGCACCAGUUUCCCGACGUCGACAUGGUCUGCCGAACCGCCAUCCACAACGUCGUAGCACACCGCCGCACACCUGCAGCGCGUACGCCAGCCGCCGACUCCGACACCACCGCUAUCGCUGGCACAUCCUUCCGCGUCUGGGAUCUCUGCACGCUCGAAGAGCAAGCCGGCUUCUCUUCCCGCCCCGCCUCCAACCCCUCCACCACCACCACCACCUCCCAAUCCCCCUUCACCCAGCCGAGCCUAGUCUACAAGCCGCGCUCCGCGCCCGUCACAGCCCUGGCGCGCGCCUACCAACUCGAAUACGACGAGUUGAGCACGCAGAAGCUGCACGGCGUCUUCUUCGACACAUACCCUUCACUGUACUGCGAGAGCAUUGUCUCGCGCUAUCAGGUCCGCCACCUGCCGGCCGUCGCGAUCCAGCAUGAGCCGGUGCUGGGCCGCCCGAAGGCGCUGGGUCCGGGUGCUAUGGCUCGUUUGAGAGCUGUGCUGGAGGAGGAGUUGUUGCUGGCUUCUCCUUGA